This is a messenger RNA of Dissoconium aciculare CBS 342.82, 1120 nucleotides long. RefSeq lists its product as uncharacterized. The coding region runs from base 435 to 884 and encodes 149 amino acids. The record is from RefSeq and is a predicted model, not a curated record. The transcript has 2 exons. Lineage: Eukaryota; Fungi; Ascomycota; Dothideomycetes; Mycosphaerellales; Dissoconiaceae.
AACCUAAGGAGGUCGUCGAAACCUGGAAGGCCACACAACGGGAGGACUUGUAGCCGAUUCGGUCACUUGCGAAGACAGCAAUUCACUCAAAAAAAAUGCUACAGAACAAUCGGAACGCACUUGGUGCAAUAAGAUGACGAAUCACAUGGAGCUCGACAAAAUAUAUGGUCAACAUUGCCGGCUUUCGUCAUUUUCUUCGGCGCUGGAGGGCACUUGCCUCACAACCGAACUUCAAAGCACUACACACCUUCAAUACAGUGCAGCGAUAACCGGGAAUUUGAGCCCGAUUUAGUGUGGCGGACUGACGCAGUACCAAACACGAUGCUGUCGCACCACUGGUAGUUUGGUUCUCCCACGGUACCGAUGAAAAAGACCACACUUCACUCUCACAUCUCGGCUGUCACAUUCAUAUUGAAGCAAAUGAAGAAGACGACAUGAAAAUUCUACCAUGGAGUUCCACAAAAUGCGAUUUUCAUGGAUGUAUAAAUACAGCAGAGCUGUUGGGUGUUUCAGAGGCUCACGAUCUGCUCUCGCUAUCAUCUUCUUCAGCUUGUUCGGAUCGAUCUUCAAUCAAUUCAAGUCCAAAUACUGCAUCAUUCUCUUCGACCAUACCCAAGAUCAUUAUCCACCUCACAUUCGCAGCCAUCAAAUCCAACAUCAUGGGGUGCUGCCCAUCUCGCGAAAAGGAUCCAUACUAUUCCGAGAAGGACACCAGGGACUACAGGCGUGCUCGCAACAGCGUAAAGAAAGGCUUCAGAGUCGCCUACGACAAACACGGCAAUCUCCGCGUCGAGCGCGAGCGCUGCAGAUACUAUCACAAUGGAUACAAAAUCCACCGGUUGGGCUUCAUCGAGGAGGAGUCUCCAUCGAGACCGACAGAGUGAUCCGGGGAGAGCGACCCAAGGCGAGGCGCUCGGCGGAGUUCGGGUUUUUUCUCAUGUUUGAUUUUGGGUUUGUGUAAUGGCUCCAGCGAACCCCUAGUUCUAUUGAAUUUAAAUCAGUGGGGAGUUCAUCGCUCGCAUUUUUGCUAUGGAGAUUGUGAGAAAGUGCGUCAUCCGGGUAAUUUUGCAGGCCGUGACGGUGGUGUUGUGGAAAGGGGUGGAGAGCGUUGGAUGUUGGG